AUGGCUAUCUUGUCUCAUAACACUUCCUGCAAUUCUCCUCACCUUUUUUGUGUUCGUUUUGAAGAAGAUCGUCAACACUUCAUUUACACAUACAGUACCAGCUCUGAACACUUUUCAUUGUCCACCUCUCCAGCUGCAAGACCGGAUCAGUAUGAAGUGUUCUUGAGUUUCAGAGGCAAGGACACACGUACAAGAUUCACUGACCACCUACACAAGGGCCUGAAGGGUGCAGGAAUUGACACGUUUCUAGACGAUGAUGAGCUACAUAUUGGUGAGGAAAUAGGUCCUGAACUUCUCAACGCAAUAGAGAAUUCCAAGAUAUCCAUCCCCGUCCUUUCCAAAGACUAUGCUUCAAGUAAGUGGUGCCUGAUUGAGCUCACCAAGAUGGCAGGGAGUUACGAAAAGGCCUUCCAGGAACACCAGAAGAACUUUGAUAGUGCUACUGUGGAGGAGUGGAAGAAGGCCUUGAGGAAGGUUGGACGAUUGAAGGGAUGGGAAGUGAAGAAUCGGCAUGAAACAAAGCUGAUAGAUGAGGUUAUUUCAAGGGUAUUGGAAGAAGUAAGAGGGAACUCGGUGGUUGAAAAUGAAUGCUUAGUUGGAAUUGAAGGUCAUGUAGAAGAAAUGAUGAAAUUGUUGAGUGUUAAUUCCAAAGAUGUAAGGAUUGUGGGAAUCCAUGGAAUGGGAGGAAUUGGCAAGACCACUAUAGCCAAGGUCAUCUACCACCAACUCUCCCAACAUUUUGUAUCAUGUUGCUUCCUUGCAGAUGUUAGAAAAACAGAACAACACAAAGGUAUUGUUCAUUUGCAAAACCAACUUAUAUCAAACAUCUUAAAACGGAGAUGUCUUGAUGUUAGUACCAUGGAUGAAGGAAUUAAUGCCAUCAAAAAGAGAUUUUCUAAAAAGAAAGUUCUUGUUGUCAUUGAUGAUGUCAGUCACAAAAUUCAUCUUCAUGCGCUUGUGGGAAAGUGUGAUUGGUUUGGUUCAGGAAGUAGGAUAAUUGUCACAACUAGGGACAAAGAAAUUCUAAAUUCAACUGAGGUCAAUUGGACUUAUGAACCAAAGGAACUGGAUUCUAAUCAAUCUCUUCAACUUUUCAGCUGGAAUGCUUUUAGAAGGGUCCAUCCCCCAAAAGACUAUCAUACUCUCUCUAGAAAUGUUGUUUCCACUACUGGAGGGUUGCCUUUGGCUCUUGAGGUUAUUGGCUCUUUUUUAUCUGGCAAGGGAAAAGAAGUAUGGAAAGAUACCUUGAAGAAGUUGAAAAGAAUGCCAGAUGGCCAUGUGCAGAAGAAGCUGAGAAUAAGUUACGAAGCAUUAGAAUAUGAGCAACAACAGAUAUUUCUCGAUAUUGCAUGUCUUUUCAUUGGAGUUGAUAAAAGAAUUGCUUUUCAUAUGUGGGAUGACUGCAAUUUUUAUCCGGAAAAUGGGAUUGAAGUUCUUCGCCAUAUGUCAUUGGUUAGAGACCUUGGUAGGGAUAUUGUCCGUCAAGAAAACUUUAUGGAUCCGGGGAAGCGUAGUAGGGUGUGGUCUCAUAAAGAAGCCUUCGACAUACUGGAGAGUCUUACAGGAACAAGGAAGAUUGAAGCUCUCUUUGUUGACUUUGGAUUAGAGUCACAGGUUGCACGUUGUCUUACAAAUGAAGAAUUUGCAAACCUAUCUAAUAUAAGGUUCCUUCAAGUUGGCAAUGCAAAGCUGGAUGGAGAUUUUAAGCGACUUCUUUUAAAGUUAAGAUGGCUUCACUGGAACGGAUGCCCAGAAAUUUUUAGACCAACCAAUUUUCAUCUAAAGAAUCUGGUCAUUCUUGAUUUAUCACGGAGCGAGGAGGUCACAGAAGCCUGGAAGGGUUGGAAUCAUAUCAAGAUUGCAAGAAAGUUGAAAGUUCUAAAUCUCACGAGUUGCAAAUACAUGGUUAGAACUCCUGACUUCUCGGCAUAUGCAACUCUGGAAAGGUUGAUUCUUGAAGGUUGUGAGAAUUUGGUUCAUAUUGACCCAUCAAUUGGGUAUCUCAAGAGUCUAGUUUUCUUAAAUGUGAAGAAUUGUGCUAAACUGAAACGGCUGCCUCCGGAAUUUGAUUAUGUGGAAGCUUUAACGGAGCUCCUCAUCGAUCGUACUUCUAUUCAAGAAGUCCCUAUUGGUAGAGGUGUUUUGAAGAAGCUUGAAAUUCUUAGUGCCACUUCUUGUUGUUCAUUAACUCAAAUUUCUACUUCAAUCGGUUACUUAACAUCUCUAUCGGACCUUACAUUAGAUUAUUCACCAAUCACUGAACUACCAAACUCAAUUGGUUCACUAGUAAAAUUGCAAUGCUUGUCAUUAAGGAAUUGCGAAUUAGAAGAACUUCCAGAAUCCAUUGGGAAAUUAGAGUCAUUAAUUGAGAUGCACUUGUCAGGAGAAAAUUUUAGACAAUUACCUGAUUCCUUUGGCAACCUAAAAAGUUUGAGAAUUCUUAAGAUUAAAUGCCAGAAUCUGAAGGAAAUUAGGAGCCUUGGAAGAUUGAAAUCCUUGGAAUUUUUGGUUGUGAGUUGUUGCAUAUCAUUGGAAACAUUGCCUGAUCUAUCAAACUUGAAAUUACUGGAAAAAUUAAAGCUCAAAGGGUGCAAGAAGCUACAUGAGAUUAAGGGUCUUAAGGGUUUGAAAUCCUUGAAGAUGCUGGACUUUUCAUUGUGCACGGCCUUGGAGGGGAUACAUGAUCUAUCAAACUCUGAAAUGCUAGAAGAAUUAAACCUUUGCGACUGCCAGAAAUUACAUGAAAUUGAGUGUCUUAAGGCUUUGAAAUCCUUGAAGAUGCUGGACUUGUCAGGUUGCACAACCUUAGAGAGGAUACCUGAUCUAUCGAACAUGAAAAUGCUGAAAAAAUUAAAUUUCUACAACUGCCAGAAGCUACAUGAGAUUGAGGGUCUUAAGGAUUUGAAAUCCUUGAAGAUGCUAGACUUGUCAUUGUGCACGGCCUUGGAGAGGUUACCUGAUCUAUCGAAGAUGGAAAUGCUAGAAAAAUUAAAAUCCUGCAACUGCCAGAAGCUACAUGAGGUUGACGGUCUUAAGGAUUUGAAAUCCUUGAAGAUGCUGGACUUGUCAGGUUGCACAGCCUUAGAGAGGUUACAAGAUCUAUCAAACUCUAAACUGCUGGAAGAAUUAUACCUCUACAACUGCCUGAAGCUACAUGAGAUUGAGGGUCUUGAGGCUUUGGAAUCCUUGAUGAUGCUGGACUUGUCAAGCUGCAUAGCCUUAAAGAGGUUACCUGAUCUUUCAAACUUAGAAAGGCUGGAAGAAUUAAAGCUUGCCGGGUGCCAGAUGCUACAAGAGAUUGAGGGUCUUACAUCUUCGAAAUCCUUGAAGAUGCUGGACUUGUCAGGUUGCACAGCCUUAGAGAGGUUACCUGAUCUAUCAAACGGGGAAAUGCUGGAAGAAUUAAAGCUCGCCGGGUGCUUGAAGCUACAUGAGAUCGAGGGUCUCAAGGCUUUGAAAUCGUUGAAGAUGACGGACUUGACAGGUUGCACAGCCUUAGAGAGGUUACCUGAUGUAUUGAACGUGGAAAUGCUGGAAGAAUUAAAGCUCACCGGGUGCGAGAUGCUACAUGAGAUUGAGGGUAUUAUGAGUCUGAAAUCCUUGAAGAUGCUGAACUUGUCAGGUUGCACAACCUUAGAGAGGUUACCUGAUCUAUCGAGCAUGGAAAUGCUGGAUGAACUAAAGCUCAUUGGGUGUCUGAAGCUACACGAGAUUGAGGGUCUUAAGGCUUUGAAAUCGUUGAAGAUGAUGGACUUGUCGGGUUGCACAGUCUUAGAGAGGUUACCUGAUCUAUCGAAAAUGGAAAUGCUGGAAGAACUAAAGCUCGUAGGGUGCGAGAAGCUCCAUGAGAUUAAGGGUCUUGAGACUUUGAAAUCCUUGAAGAUGCUGGACUUGUCAGGUUGCACAGCCUUAGAGAGGUUACCUGAUGUAUUGAACGUGGAAAUGCUGGAAGAAUUAAAGCUCACCGGGUGCGAGAUGCUACAUGAGAUUGAGGGUCUUAUUAGUUUGAAAUUUUUGAAGAUGCUGAACUUGUCAGGUUGCACAACCUUAGAGAGGUUACCUGAUCUAUCGAACAUGGAAAUGCUAGAUGAACUAAAGCUCGUCGGGUGCCUGAAGCUACAUGAGAUUGAGGGUCUUAAGGCUUUGAAAUCGUUGAAGAUGAUGGACUUGUCGGGUUGCACAAUCUUAAAGAGGUUACCUGAUCUAUCGAAAAUGGAAAUGCUGGAAGAACUAAAGCUCGUAGGGUGCGAAAAGCUCCAUGAGAUUAAUGGUCUUGAGGCUUUGAAAUCCUUGAAGAUGCUGGAUUUGUCAGGUUGCACAGCCUUAGAGAGGUUACCCGAUCUAUUGAAUAAUUCAUUGUUCACCUCUCCACCUGCAGAAUGGGACUAUGAAGUGUUUCUGAGUUUCAGAAGUGAAGACCCUUGUAAAACCUUCACGGACUACCUCUACACUGACCUUGGGGAAGCAGGAAUUCGCACGUUUAGAGACGACGAUGAGCUUCGCAUUGGAGAGAAAAUAGGUCCUGAGCUUCUCGAGGCAAUACAGCACUCAAAGAUAUCCAUCCCUGUCUUUUCCAAACACUAUGCUUCAAGUAAGUGGUGCCUGCUUGAGCUCACCCAGAUGGUUGAGUGUAAGAGGUCUUUCGGGCAGAUGAUAUUACCCAUAUUCUACGACGUCGAACCAUCCGAUGUGCAACACCAGACGGGGAGUUACGAACAGGCCUUCCAGGAACACGAGAAGAAAUAUGAUAGUACUACUGUGAAGGGAUGGAAGAAAGCCUUGAGGGAGGUUGGAGAAUUGAGCGGAUGGAAUGUCAAGAAUAGGUAA
This is a messenger RNA of Cornus florida, 4827 nucleotides long. RefSeq names its product disease resistance protein L6-like. Bases 1 to 4827 code for a protein of 1608 amino acids. The transcript is spliced from 6 exons. Gene Ontology annotation, molecular function: ADP binding. The record is from RefSeq and is a predicted model, not a curated record. Gene Ontology annotation, biological process: signal transduction; defense response. Lineage: Eukaryota; Viridiplantae; Streptophyta; Magnoliopsida; Cornales; Cornaceae.